Microthlaspi erraticum is the source of this 951-nucleotide messenger RNA. The record is from the annotation of a GenBank genome assembly. NCBI's taxonomy places the organism in Eukaryota, Viridiplantae, Streptophyta, Magnoliopsida, Brassicales, Brassicaceae.
AUGAUGGAUGAAGUGUUUCCCGUGCUCUCUGAGAUUCCUGUUCAACUUCGUACUCAUUUCCAACAGAUGAUUAGUUGGUUGGAUCAAGCCGAUGAUGUGCUGCCCAGAUACGAAAUAUUUGAGCAUAUCUAUCAGGUUUUGGAUGAAGAAGGAACAUUAAGAUGCUUGUUCAAGGAACCCCAAGAUGGAAGUGAGGUUUCAGCAAAGAAAGAAGCGUGUGUCUACCUCUUGGAUCAUCCCUAUAAUAAUCAGCGGUCAAGGUCAGAAAACAUUUACGGUUAUGCAGGGGUGUUGCCAACGGUCUUCGUAAGAUUCACCAAAGGAAACCGAAACAUGAUGGGUGUUUUGAUAGAUUACGUGGAAACGGUGGGUAAUGUUGCUGAGUAUUCUACACGAUAUCCUCAUGCACCAAUAUCAGCAGCUCAGAUGGAGAAGGUUGCCAUGCUUGAUUUGCGAUUGGGGAAUAUGGACAGAAAUCCGGACAACAUGCUGGUGAGACUUGAUGAUGGUGGCAGCCCUCAUGUUAUUCCUAUUGACCAUGAAAUGAUUUUCGCCAAUGAAGUACAGAAUUACAACAUCGUGAGUCCCCCCCCCCAUUGGCUCCAGUUGCAUGAGCGAAGUGUAGUGGAUGUGAACAAAGAAUUCUCUGCUGAGAGUGUGAGUUAUCUUGAAAGACUACAGCCAGAGGAAGAUAUUGAGUUUCUGACAAGGUGUGGAUGGGAGCCAGGGAUGGUUUUUGGUGAGCGGUUCAAGAUCUUCACGGCAUUUUUGAAGACUGGAGUUUCUUUGGGAAUCACUGUUUAUCACCUCGGCCUAAUCGCAGCUUACAAGUGUGAUGAUAUGACUUUCAACCUGCAGGAUAUAGUGGAACAUGUGGAGAGAGACGAAGCGUUUGUGGCUAAUGUGAACAUAGCCAUUUGGGAUCGGCUUACAGAUUACAACGAGGAGUAG